CCCACGGAGCUGGCGGCGCGACCGGACCGGACCGAUGUGGCGCAUGCGUGGUGGCGCCACCCGACGCGGGAGCUGCGGCGGGGACGGCGGCGGGAGCCGCGGAGAGUCGGGCCGCACCGGCCGGGCCCGUGGCGGCGUCGGUGGCGGCGUGGGUUGGCGAGGCCGAGCGGGCGGCGCCCGGCGACAGCUGGAGGAGCGCUUCGCCGACCUGGCGGCCAGCCACCUGGAGGCCCUGCGCGCGCGCGACGAGCGGGACCGGCAGAACGCGCGGCUGCGCGAGGAGAACGCCCGCCUGCGGCUGGAGAACCGGCGGCUGAAGCGCGAGAACCGUAGCCUCUUCCGCCAGGCUCUGCGGCUGCCGGGCGACAGCGGCGAGCUCGAGGCCGCCGACCCGACCGUCGCCCGGGACGAGCUCCCCACCGACCGCGGGGCUGGAGGCGGAGCCCCCCAGGACGAGCCUGGCAGCCCCAGGACGCUGCGGGCCCGGCUAGAGAAGCUGGAGGUCAUGUACCGCCGGGCGCUGCUGCAGCUGCACCUGGAGCAGCGGGGCGCGCGCCCACCGACGGCCAUCGUGGAGCCAUCGCCCCGAGAAACGGCCGCCGGCCUGGCCGCCCAGGACCGGGACGUUCCCGGCCCUUGGCUGUAG
This is a messenger RNA of Acomys russatus (golden spiny mouse), 646 nucleotides long. RefSeq names its product tumor suppressor candidate 1 (gene Tusc1). The transcript has a single exon. The record is from RefSeq and is a predicted model, not a curated record. Lineage: Eukaryota; Metazoa; Chordata; Mammalia; Rodentia; Muridae. The coding region runs from base 35 to 646 and encodes 203 amino acids.